This is a messenger RNA of Synchiropus splendidus (mandarinfish), 482 nucleotides long. RefSeq names its product cytochrome c oxidase assembly factor 4 homolog, mitochondrial (gene coa4). Gene Ontology annotation, biological process: mitochondrial respiratory chain complex IV assembly. The record is from RefSeq and is a predicted model, not a curated record. NCBI's taxonomy places the organism in Eukaryota, Metazoa, Chordata, Actinopteri, Syngnathiformes, Callionymidae. The coding region runs from base 91 to 357 and encodes 88 amino acids. The transcript is spliced from 2 exons. Gene Ontology annotation, cellular component: mitochondrial intermembrane space.
GCUACAUUGAAAUGGUUCCGACUGACCCUCCUCACGUUAUGACACGAAAUCACGGCAAAACAGACGUGUGAUAAAGUGGGACUCGCCUCCAUGGCCUCUCAUGACCGCAGCAGGAGCGAGGAGCAAGACGACCCGCUGGACAGGAUGAUCUCUCGCACCGGCUGCGCCCAGCUUCACUACGCCCUGCAGGAGUGUAUGGCGGAGCAGCAGGACUGGCGCCUGUGCCAGAGCCACGUGCAAGCCUUCAAGGACUGCAUGAGCAGCUUCCAGAAGAGUCGCCAGCAGCUGAUCAAGCAGUCCGAGUCAGCCCGCCACUCCGACCCAGCGGAGCAGGUCUCCAGCCGAGUUGAGACGUGAGACUGACGGUUCCUGGAGCAGGUGUGAGACUGAAGCGCACCUGUGUUUGAGUUUCACUCUCUGUCCUGCAAGCGUUUUCAUGGAAAUACAUCCUUACAUUUGUCUCAGAACUGAAUUAAAUUAAA